AACAAUCGGAGCUAGCUAGGCGGGAUAGUGGAUUGCCGAUUGUCGUCGACGCGUCGAACUACAUGUAGCUUGAAUUCCUUCGAAGCAAAUGACGAAAUGAUAUUUUUAUAGCAUUAUAAGGAAGGUGUUGCUACCGGAGAGAUAAUUGUAGAGUCAUGGCAGGUUUUGAUAACGAGGAUGAAACUCGGGCUGUUCUGCAAGAGAUCAGCAUUUUCGAUUCAGGCAUAGAUUCACAAGGGAACAUUGAGGUUAACGAUGCAUUGAAUUUGGGGAUAUUGCACCGCCGGACACUGCGACCUCGACCAAGAGUGACCUACGCUGACCUCUCGCCUGUCAGCAGGCGACUACCUUCCCCACAGCUACCAACUGGGAGUUUCACCUUUGAACCCAACAAACCCAGUGAAAGAACUAAGUCUGAUGAACGAGAUCAGUCAACAGGUACCGUGAGUGGUGCUGUUGAUUUCAACUUUGAAACUCCACCAAAGACGCCAAAGUCAACCCACAGAUCACCCUCCAAACGGGCCCUGGAGACCCCAACAGGAGCAGGACAGCAGCACUUCACAGUAUACAUUGACAGCCCUGAGGACUCUCCGGUGGCGGCUUCACUGCAGUCGUCGGAGCCCGUUCCGGCCAAGCGAGCGAGAAUGCUGUUGCUAGACGACCAGGUGUCGCUACGGCAGCAGCUUGCAAGCCUCAGCAGUGAGCAGCUGGUGGAGGUUGUGGAGAGAUUGGUGGAGAAAUACCCUGAUAUGCACAAAGAAGUGUUAGCCAUGCUACCCGAACCUGAUCUAUCCCAGUGCCAGGAGAGAUUAUCAAACCUUUUGCACAACAUCUUCCGUGCCCUACCCCGCACAAGGUUGGCAUCGACCCGAGGAGCGCUAAGCUAUCGGCAGGUCAAAGUUCACCUCUUUGAAUUUAAGAAAUUCUGCAUCCAGCAAGGAAGACAUCUGGUCAGCUGCCAGGCAUGGGGGGCUCUGGUCAGUUACAUCCUCAUGGCAUGGAAACUGGUCAACUACCUGCCAAUAUGGGAGAACCCAUCCCACAAUAACAUUCGGGGCCAGUGCCUCCGAAGCCUUGUUGGCUUCUUUUCCAAAGCUCUGAAGUCUGGCUCUUUGGAACAUGACAGACUAACUGAACUCAGACCAAGGCUGGUCAGAGCUUGCCGCCUCAAUGCCAUGAUGCAGCCAUGCCUGGACAAGUUGCAUGCCUUGUGUGAUUACACCGUAUGACAGGGUAGCACAUCCACCGAAUGAUGCCAGGAGCACCUGCAGCUGCAACUCCCCAGGUUGGGAAAAGAAAUCCUCCCUGUCUCCACCAGAUGUUGCUGAAAUUGGCAGUCUAGAUGUGGGCCCACUUUUUUUUACAAUAGGUAGAAUAAUGCGUGUUUUUCUUCCUAGACAUACUAGGAAAGGUGGUUGUGUUGGUCUUUUUAGCAGAACAAAUUUCAAAUGUCUUCCAACUCCCCAUCUUUGAAAUGUAUUCUUCCUCUGAAAGUCUUGCUUCAAAUGCUCAUUCUAAUCAGUCGAUGUGAGCAUGGCAGUACUAGGUCCUGUUUGUUUCACACUAGAUCUGGAUUUGGAUCAGUGAUCCCAAAGCUGGUUCACUCUGUCCAUCAGCAGGUUCUGGUGGUGGCAGUGAACCAGUGUCAGCUCGCUGAUGGCGAUCCAAAUUGCCUUGAAACAAAGAGGCCCCAAGUCCAACCAGUGGAUUUAUAGGUGUUUGAUUAUGGGUAGAAAUCUGAGUUGUGGUUGGAGAUCAACAGGCAAGUGAACUUCUGUUAGGGUCCUCUGUCGCAAACAUAGUUUUCAUGCAUUACUUUUGGUCAAGCAGUGUGCCAAAACACACCUAUUCAAAGGGGCAUUACUGGUUCACACUGUAACCUAGAAUUCAGUUGCUUGUCGUCAAUGUGUAUCUGUUGAUGAAUUUCGUGAAACAUUCCAGAGAAUGGGAGACUGAGACGCUUGGUGAUGGCACACAAACCAGUCCUUUUAAACAAUUGUGAGCGUGCUCAGAAGUACUGGGCAUGCCCAGAACAGGCAGGAAGGACCAGUUUGUCUGUGUUCGCCAAGUGUCUCAAAGUCUCCCAUUCCAGGAUAAAUUAUGGGUUUUCCAAAUGUUGAAAUGGCUAUGAAAUUAAACUGUCAUGUUGAUCACAUGUAGGAUGUUGUUGUUCCAAUGAAUUUCAAUCAUUCCAUUCUAAAAAGUUACGCUUUUUUGAACAUACAAGGUGUGUACAUAUUCACUCCAAUUAAAAUUAAUAAAAGUACGAGAAACUGA
Acanthaster planci (crown-of-thorns starfish) is the source of this 2277-nucleotide messenger RNA. RefSeq lists its product as uncharacterized. NCBI's taxonomy places the organism in Eukaryota, Metazoa, Echinodermata, Asteroidea, Valvatida, Acanthasteridae. Gene Ontology annotation, cellular component: nucleus; nuclear membrane. Gene Ontology annotation, molecular function: proteasome binding. Gene Ontology annotation, biological process: proteasome localization; nuclear protein quality control by the ubiquitin-proteasome system. The record is from RefSeq and is a predicted model, not a curated record.